Molecule: messenger RNA, 994 nt
Organism: Lingula anatina
Lineage: Eukaryota; Metazoa; Brachiopoda; Lingulata; Lingulida; Lingulidae
Source: RefSeq, a predicted model, not a curated record
UCACACAACACCAUAACUUCAGAAGAUUCCACAACACUUUCAACGGUCUACUCGUCUACUGGAAACAAUACCUCCACAGGUAUAACAGGCAUCCGUGAUACCACCACACCUAUCCAUGGAGGACGGUCCACCGAAGAUACUUUAUCAUCAGUUAUGGCCCUGGGGAUCGGGAUUGGUAUUGGAGCAUUUUUACUGAUGUUGUUGGUUAUUAUAAUUGCCCUGCUGUGUCUGCGACGGCGCAAACGAAAAAGAGACACGAAUCCUGCUGAAAAUUUAAACCUUCCUGUAACCCGAGUAGAGAAUGACUACUCUCCUUAUCAACUUGCAACAGAUUCAAAUGUGGAUAUUGCAGUGCAUCAAAGUGGCCGGCUAGGUGAAGAACCUUCCGAACAACAAAACAACGUGAUUCCUUGCUUUAAAGAGACCAUGGAACCAGCAGACACUAACGUCUACCUUGUUUCGAAUGAUAUGUACGCUUCUACGGGGGAGAGGGUGCGUAAUGGUCAGCAUAACAACUCAGAUCAGAAAGAAACUGCCGGUUUGGAGGAAUGUGUCAUGGUUGAUAACGACAUUUAUAGUACAGAGUGAUUCCGGUGACAGAAAAAUUGACAUAGUUUACGUUUAUACAUCGUUCUUUUUGUACGUAUUUCAUGUUUUUGAAUGUUUUAAUCCUCACCUGUAAACUAUUGGCAAAAAUAAAUGUCACGCGCAGAUUGCCUAGUAGCCAAAAUGAACGAAUUUUGGUCCACAGAUGCGUGCAAUAUGGGUAAUAAGGAACAAUACAAUGUUUCUUCUAACGCUUUUCAGUGCAACCUGACCCCUAAAAAUGACUAAAUGGAGAACAAAGGGGGUGUAACAGAAAAAUAAAAAAAAGUAAAAAUUCCCAACAUAUCCCCAAAAAUCUGACAUGCUAGUUAAAAAAACCAAGUCUUUGUUCUUGUACAUGACAUAUAUUUCGUCUAGCCGCCCUUUGUCUAUAUUUUUAGCAAAAUCU